Fomitopsis serialis is the source of this 790-nucleotide messenger RNA. RefSeq lists its product as uncharacterized. NCBI's taxonomy places the organism in Eukaryota, Fungi, Basidiomycota, Agaricomycetes, Polyporales, Fomitopsidaceae. The coding region runs from base 275 to 703 and encodes 142 amino acids. The transcript has a single exon. The record is from RefSeq and is a predicted model, not a curated record.
UACUGGAUCGAGGUCGUCAAUGGCUACUAUCCCAACGGCUUCUGAACAUAAACGACGUCGACACGGGUACGGCUUGUACGAUAGGGAGGCUUUGAGGGGAACACUUGCGGUCACGAAGAUAUCGAAGAACAGAGUGUGUAUGGUUAGUUCCACAUGCAAUGAGAGCAAGACAAGGCGAACUGGGUCACAGCAAAGAUAACACAUUGCACUAUUCCCGAUCCGCAGGUUUUGAGAAGUCGCUGUGGGCGAGAAUAGACAACCUACUAGGCGCAGCAUGCGCCGGUUCCGCGCACUGGCUCCAUUCCCAAGCAGCCGUAUAAUAACCGUUACGUCGUCGGUAUACGCACCUCGAGCUACAUAUCGUUCAUCUCGGAACAGACGUGGACGAGCUCAACCCACAACGUUGGAACAACGCGCUCCGGCGCGGCGACCUCAGGCUUCCGGUGCAAGCGAUAGUACUGCCAGAUCGGGUAACACCAAUCGAUCCAGGAAGGAUUGCAUCAUCGUGGUUAUACUGUCCCGCCGUCGCUCUCCGCCGCUCCAAUAUAAGCCACCCAUGGGCCUCGCGAAGCAUUCUCGCACUCACCCUUCCUCCUCGUUGAUCGCCCAGCCACCAUGCCCAGUGCAGAGACCGCAGGAUACCAGGUGCGGGAAUUUGGCGAUGUCGGGGGAGAGUUGGCUGAAGGCCGUCGCCGCAGUUUAACCACACCAUGGUCCGGGUGAAGGACCCGGAGGUGUCGAUAAAGUUCUACACCGAGGUGCGUUGUCAGAGUCAGAGCAUGGACGUGGC